Molecule: messenger RNA, 952 nt
Organism: Filobasidium floriforme
Lineage: Eukaryota; Fungi; Basidiomycota; Tremellomycetes; Filobasidiales; Filobasidiaceae
Exons: 2
Coding region: 5-952 (315 amino acids)
Source: RefSeq, a predicted model, not a curated record
CAACAUGAAUACCUCGAACACCAACGACAACGCCAACGCCAACGUCAACAACGUUCCCCCAUCAGCAUUCUCUCCUACCCGACCAUCUCAUCAACGUCGAAUGAGCACGGAAUCCACCUCGAGCACGAUCACCACGACGACCACUUCCCCGUCUCGCCGUAAACCAGUCUCUUACCUCCCGACCGACGAGAUGCCAUCGCACUACCUCUUGCAACAAGGCCAUUCGGGAAGCAGUACGACUUUGCCUAUACCCAUUACUCCUGGGAACGAAUCUACAUUGAAGCUGCAGCAUGGGGGAGAAGAAGAAGGAAAGAACGAUGGACCUAUCGGCGGAAUGGAAUUGACUACGGGACGAGGCCUUAUCAAACCGCCAGCCUAUAUCCUCGAAGUCGAGAUGCCUACCACAACGAACGAGGGGGACGUCACCCCGGCAGAACGAACCCGGUCUUCCACUCCACCGCCGACCUACAUCUACCCUCCACCUACCUCCCCCAGCUCGACGCUCUCGACUACCACCUCCAAUACCCUCCCCCUGCCCACCUACACGCCAGAGGCUAGCACCGAACCUCAAACCCUCCCCCGUCAACUGUUCAUGUACGGCUUCCUCUUCCCCCCACUCUGGGCUCUCGGAGCGAUCCUUCUCUGUGUCCCGUUGAAGGUCUACGAGGAGGAUUUCGAGUUGGAUUUCCAAAAUCGGCACCACGCGGAGGGGCAGGCGCAGGGUCAAGGUCGGAUUGAUGUGGAGAGAGGGCGAGAAGUGGCAGAGGGGGAAGAACAUGGGGGAGAGCUAUGGAAGAUGAAGAAAAGGGAGAGGGAGUUGCUGGAUGACAAGGUCAUCAUCCUCCGCCGAGCGGAGAUUCGAUGGGCGAGGUACUGCGCGAUCGGGUUUGCCAGUUUCCUAGGCCUGGUCAUUGUCGCUGUGGCAGUCGUCUUGUUCGUCACACGUCGAUGA